This is a messenger RNA of Danio rerio (zebrafish), 1735 nucleotides long. Lineage: Eukaryota; Metazoa; Chordata; Actinopteri; Cypriniformes; Danionidae. The record is from RefSeq and is a predicted model, not a curated record.
AGAUCCAGUCAGUCUUUACACCUCUGCUGUCACACAAAAACAGACAAACACACUGCAGACAUCAUGGAGGACAGCAUGAUUCUGGAUGUUGAGGGGAUCAAGAAGACUAUCCUGUAUGGGGGAACUGGUGCAAAGCCCAAAUUUGUGACUGGAACUAAGGUGACGUUUCAUUUCCGCACACAGCUCUGCAAUGAUGAACGUACCGUGAUUGAUGAUAGUAAAAAGGCUGGGAUGCCCAUGGAAAUGGUGAUCGGGAACAUGUUUAAGCUGGAUGUGUGGGAGACGCUGCUCAUGUCAAUGCAUAUCGGAGAGGUGGCUGAGUUCUGGUGUGAUGUCAUCCACACUGGGCUGUAUCCAAUAGUAGCCAAGAGUCUGCGACGUAUCGCAGUGGGGAAAGAUCCAGUGGACUGGCACAUUCACACCUGCGGCAUGGCCAAUAUGUUCGCCUACCACAGCCUGGGCUAUGAUGAUCUGGACGAGCUCCAGAAGGAACCACAGCCGCUGUACUUUGUCAUGGAGCUUCUCAAGGUACAGCAGCCCAGUGAGUAUGACAGAGAGUCGUGGGCUCUGAAUGACGAGGAGAGACUGAAAGCGGUACCUGUCCUCCAUGGUCAAGGAAACAAGCUCUUCAAACAAGGACGAUAUGAGGACGCCACACUCAAGUAUAAAGAAGCCAUUAUAUGCAUCAAGAAUGUACAGUCAAAAGAAAAGGCAUGGGAAGCGCCCUGGCUAAAACUGGAGAAAAUGGCCAACACGCUCACUUUAAAUUACUGUCAGUGUUUGCUGCGCAUGGAGGAGUACUAUGAGGUCAUCGAACACACAAGUGACAUCAUCAACCAGCACCCUGGGACAAUGAAAGCCUUCUAUAUGCGUGGCAAAGCACACAUGGAGGUUUGGGAUGAAACCGAAGCCAGAAAUGAUUUCAUGCGGGUGUUGGAUCUGGACCCAGGUAUGAAAAAGACCAUCAAGAAAGAGCUUGCAGUUCUCAAAAUGAGAAUGGAGGUAAAAAAUGAGGAGGACAGGCUGAAGUACAAGGGCAUGUUUGCAAAAAUGGCGAGCGAGCAGGACUCCCUAGAGCUGGAGAAUCCAGACCAAGAGAUCCCCGAGCAAACAUGUCAAGUACAAGACAUGGAAAAUCCAGAGGAAGCACCUGCUGAAGAACGAGCAAACUCAAUGCAAAAAACUGCAGAGAUGACUUUAGCAUCAGAUCCAGAACAAACAACUACUGCCCAAUCAAGCUCUGAUAAUGUGAUCCCAGAACAACCAACGACUCAAGAUCUGACUGCAGAGCAAACUACCAUAGAAGAAACUGCUCCAGAACAGUUCGACACAAAUCACACAUUUGUGGUGCAAUCAGAUUCUAAGGAAGCAUCACCAAGUCCAGAGCCAAUGUGUCUAGAACAAGAAGCCCAAGAUACCGAGUCCUCAGAUCAUAUGACUCCAGGAAACUGACCCGCCAGUCAAUGAGUCUUAAGCGUAACAGAUUUUUCAAGAGUGAUGCAAUAAUGAAGGUGUUAAUGUUCAAAAUGUAACAAAUAUACACACUUUAUACUGUUAUGCAUACUGUUAUUUAUUAGUAGCAAUUAUAAAUAUUUCUUCACUUCCUUUUUUUAGCACAGAUUUUUCACUGGUAGAAUGCGAAAUAUUUUAAUACGCCUCACAGCAAGAAGGUCGCUGAUUCGAGUCCCAGCUGGACCAGUUGGCAUUUCUGUGUGGAGUUUGCAUGUUCUCCCUG